Messenger RNA from Phyllostomus discolor (pale spear-nosed bat), 2348 nucleotides. RefSeq names its product protein interacting with cyclin A1 (gene PROCA1). Lineage: Eukaryota; Metazoa; Chordata; Mammalia; Chiroptera; Phyllostomidae. Gene Ontology annotation, molecular function: A2-type glycerophospholipase activity. The transcript has 5 exons. The coding region runs from base 843 to 1967 and encodes 374 amino acids. Gene Ontology annotation, biological process: phospholipid metabolic process; arachidonate secretion. The record is from RefSeq and is a predicted model, not a curated record.
AUAGAAGAACUCAAAAAUCUUAACUGUUACACAUUUUGGGAAAAAGUGAGCAAGAGCAAGCUCUAUGUUAACAUCUUUAUUGCGCAGUAUUUCUCUGGAUCAGGGCGCCCCAUCCGAGCUAGAAGGGAACGCUGCUAAGGCUCUGGGGUUGGGCGCCACAGGGCGGCUGAGAAUGGGCAAGCCCUCAUCAGAUGAGCCUGCAGGCCGAGAGAGCGUUUGAGCCUGGCCUCCCAGGGCCGGAGGAACCUCAGAAAAGCCGGGAUGGGUGGGUGGUGUGGUUGGAAGCGGUCUCUUCACAACCCGGAGGAGGUACUUGUGUAGUUUGGGGGCGGAGCUAAGGGCCGCGGCAGGGUUCGGAAGGGAUUGGGAGGGGCCAGGAGCAGAGGGCAGUGUCAGGUUGAGAGAAUGGAUGGGGCGGGGCUAGGAACAGGGCUAGGGGCGGGGCCAAAGUGGGGGUGGGGUUAAGAGCUAGGGGUAGGUCUGGAGAGGAGCUGGGGAUGGGUCUGAGGGCUGGGCCUGAGCGGCCGAGCUAAGGUUAAGGCCUGAGAUAAAGGUGAGGCACUAAGGUUAAAGUGGGACAAAGAGGGAAGAACUUGGAAGGACCUGGGGUGCCUUGGAAGAAGAGCUCGGCUGAAGCUUAGACUUAGGCUGAGAAGACAACACAACCUAGAACGGGGGUAGGGGAAGGUAGGUGGAGAGGUUGGGCAAGCAUGAGGCUUUGUUGAGGGCUGGACGGGAGCGAGCUGAGAUUGGGGUUUACGGUUGGCUCGGCCAAGCUCAGGUUCAGGGUUGGACUUCUGUGAGGAAGAGUCUUGUGGAGAGGAAAAACUGGGCUGAGAGCUAUGUGGGUCAGGACGAGAAUGACGAUUGAAAGGUGGACUAAGGAAAAGACUGAGGACAAUGCCAACAUCUGGGAUGAGAGCAGCAGUGAUGUGAACAGGUUACCCAGCUGGGAAAGAGGACAUCUGCUGGCUGCUGUGGCGUCUAGCACUGACGCAUCUACCUUCUCCUCUGAAGGUGAAUUCAAGGACAUUGACAGGUGCUGCUGGAAACACAAGCAGUGCACAGGGCAUCUCAUCCACCCCUUCACCUCCGACUAUGGUCACUACAAACUGCACCUGCACUCCAUCAGCCACUGCGGCUGUGACUGCAGGGUGAAGGACUACUCAGAGAAGACAAAUAGCAGCAGCUCCCGAGACGUAGGCCCAACCUGUUCCCGAGAUGUGGGCUCAACCUGUCUCAACAUCAUCCAGACCCCUUGCUUCGCAAAGCUCAUCCCAGAGGAAGAGUGCGUGGAGCGGUUCUGGUACGGCUGGUGCAAGAGCUACAGGCCUGUCUCUGUGGCAGUGAUCCACCAUCCCAUCCACCACGAGUGUGGUGCAGAUGACCUAAAUGAAGAAGAGGAAGAGGAGGAAGAAAGCAAGCCUCCCAUCCCGAUCCAGGUGGGGCCCACCACCACCGCACCCACCGACACAGGCAGAGGAAUGGGCACAAUCACGGGUACCCCGGACUCGGCGGCUCCCAUCACCAUCUGGCGCUCUGAGAGUCCCACGGGGAAGUCCCAGGGCAGCAAAAUUAUCAAGAAGGUCAAGAAGAAAAAUGAAAAAGAGAAAAGCGAAGAGGAGACAGACGAGAAGGCAAAGCUGAAGAAAAAAGUCAAGAAAGGCAAGCUGACUAAAAAGAAAAGCCCAGUUAAGUCGGAACCUUCGCCUCCAGACUUGAGCAGAUCAGCAAGCCCAAGGGAACUGGCCAGGAUGUCAGAGUCCAGCCCGGACAGCAGGGAGGACCUGGAGAGUGAGGACAGUUACACUGACCAAAGGCGGGAGGAGCCCUUCAGCGAUGAUGUUGUGGAGUCAUCACCCAGAAAGAGAGAGAAGAACACAGUCCAGGCCAAGAAAGUUGGAGCAAAGGCCUCUCCAGUCAAGGUCAACAAGAGGAAAUCUCCCCCAGCAUCAAACCUCGGUUGAGGCCAGGGCGACCGGGGUGAAGAAUAAAUACGAUCAAGCCUGUAGCUGACCCCCUGCUGCCGUUCUCUCUCCCUCCAACUUGGCUACUUCUGUGGGUAGAGGGUGGGCUCUGGGCAUAGCUGGAACCAAGGGGCUAGAGGGCUGCAGGGGUUUUUAAAGGGCAACCCAUCUUUCAAGAGGAAGCCCAUGUGAAGGUAGGUCGAGGGCAGGGGAAGGGACUGUAACAGCCUCUAACAUCCCGGGCCCAGGGCAGGAGAGCACAGCUGGGUGGGGUGGGAAGGAGGCCUCCGUCCACUGGGAGACUGGUCUCUGUUACAUCCACUCAGGGACAGGCAGGACUGUCUGUAGGGAUACCCCUAAUAAACUGAACCUUUUAACCCA